AUUCCAUCUGUCAAUACUUGCACUUCAGUUCGCUAGGGAAGGAAAAAAUAACAAUCUACUAUCCGAACACUCCGCAGUAAAACUGUGCCAACACAAACGUUGUAAUGUCCGGCUUGAUAAGAUUAAACAGCAGCCAUCUGCUGGUGCGCAAUCUGGUUCAGCACUCGUUCCGGAGCGCGCGGCUCAUCUCGUCCUCCCAGAAGAACCGUGAUGCAGCUACAGUCGAUCUGAGCAAAAAGGCUGCAGCUACCGCUGCAUCGGCUGCCUCGACCACUGCCAGCAAGAAAAACUGGGUGAGCUAUGGCUUUGACUACAGAGAUGAAACGACGGAUCGGAACGCCAUGCACGCGACCUUCUUCUUCUCCGUAACAUUUUGCCUAGUGAUUGGUGGCUUUUACUGGGCGUACCUCCCGGAUCCCCAAAUGCGCGAUUGGGCCCAACGCGAAGCCUACCUCGAGCUGAGAAGACGUGAAGCUGCCGGCUUGGAACCGAUUAGCAAGGACUUUAUCGAUCCGGCGUUGAUUGUACUGCCCACGGACGAGGAACUCGGUGACACCGAGAUUGUUAUUUAAAGGGAAAAAAAGUUCAAUUUGCUCGUCAAGAAUUAUGUAACUGCUCGCGAGAAAGACAGUGGGAAUACAUCGUUGCGUGUAAAUAUGUAAGAUGAAACGCUGAGCGGUUAUGGUCCGUCAAAGCGAUGCAGUUGAUAAUUGAUCUAAUAAAAUUAGAUGAUUUCGGAAAAAAUAAA
Messenger RNA from Toxorhynchites rutilus septentrionalis, 748 nucleotides. It is a transcript of the gene NP15.6, whose product is annotated as NADH dehydrogenase [ubiquinone] 1 beta subcomplex subunit 11, mitochondrial. The transcript has a single exon. The record is from RefSeq and is a predicted model, not a curated record. Lineage: Eukaryota; Metazoa; Arthropoda; Insecta; Diptera; Culicidae. Bases 105 to 572 code for a protein of 155 amino acids.